CCUGACAAAUCCGUAAUGGCAACCUCAUCCAUAGCCAACCUCUUCUGCUUCUUCACACCAUCAAAACCACCACCGUCGCCGCCGUUAUCUACGCCGAGAAAUCCACCGUCCCAUCUCUCCGACACCACCAUCACCACCUCCUUCAGAAAAGAUGGAUGGGCCCCACUUGUUUUAUCCAAUGAAAAUGACUCAAACUCGCUAUUAUCAUCGUCGUGCUCUUCGGACGUUAUCUCUGCCGUGUGCCCCUCUCUUGCUUACUCAAACACACUUUUCUUCAGAUCAGCAUACAAUGUUCAGGUCUUUGUUGAUGACAAUGAACCGGAGGAGAGGCUCCUGAACCGGUUCCGGAGAGAGGUGAUGAAGGCCGGAGUCAUUCAGGAAUGCAAGCGUCGGAGGUUCUUUGAAAAUACGCAAGAUGAGAAGAAGCGCAAGUCCCGUGAGGCCGCCAAGCGCAAUGGCCAAAGGCGCUUUCAACCAAGAAGCAACACACAGAAUAGGUCUGAGAUCUCUAAGAACAAGAAGAAAGAUGGGGAGGAAGAUAACUGGGAACUUCCUGAAGGAGACAUACCCUAUUGAUCUCACAUUUUUUUAGUUUGCCUUUUCGGUUCAUCGAUCGCUCUUGCUGAUUUCCCCCCUUUCUCUAAAUUUAAGUUUCCUUGAUUUGUCAAUUACAUUGUGUCUCGUGUGAUUUUGGUUAUGAAGAUAUCUACUUGUUCAUUGCUUCAAAAUGUCAAUGCUGGUACUAAUUUAUUAAGUUGACGAAAAAAUGAAUCUGGUGUGUUGCUUAUAGUCU
Messenger RNA from Olea europaea var. sylvestris, 793 nucleotides. RefSeq names its product 30S ribosomal protein S21, chloroplastic. The transcript has 2 exons. Bases 16 to 576 code for a protein of 186 amino acids. The record is from RefSeq and is a predicted model, not a curated record. Gene Ontology annotation, molecular function: structural constituent of ribosome. Gene Ontology annotation, biological process: translation. Gene Ontology annotation, cellular component: ribosome. Lineage: Eukaryota; Viridiplantae; Streptophyta; Magnoliopsida; Lamiales; Oleaceae.